CUCUGCGCCCCAAAAGACGCCGGAGUAGUAUCAGCGUUUUUAUUGUGAUCUGUUAAGCGGUUGAUGUAGCGCAUGCGCUGCAGCAACACGUUACUGCCGGCGUCACAAAAAUAAAGCAAAUUUAUUGAAUGAAUGGAAGUUGGAGUGCAAAAACUACUAUAGUUACCUGUCCAACCGCUUCAGUUACACAUCACUAAAACUUGAAGGAAAUCAAAAAUAAGUAAUAAUAAUAUUACUAUGGAAAACUUUACUGUACCUCUGGUGGCCGAAAGCAGCGCCAGUAGUAUCGUUAGUUAUGCAGCCAGCAGAAAUAACGAUAGCAACAACCAACAUCUCCAGCACCUACAACAGCAGCAUCAUCAGCAUCAAUUGCUGUCUCUUUAUCACAAGGACCAGAUGUUGGCCGCUGGCAGUAGUCCGAUUUCACCCUUCAUUAACUAUGCGCAAUUGCAAAAGGACACUCAAUCCAAUCCUGAUUCCUAUCCAACGGUUGACAGCUUUACCUCAUUGCAGGCCAUCGACAGCAGUCAAUUGGAUGUUGUUGUAUCUUUAAAUGGACUUUGCGAUCGCAUAUUCGCCAGUCCUAAUCCGCAUAGUAGCAACAGCACAAACAACAAUCUUAUCGAUGCAAAGGUAUCAGAGCCACCUAGCGGUAACAAUCGUCCGCUCAUUUUAGAAUCAGUCACAAUGUCAUCCUUUGCUAAUAUACUGUUCAAUAGCCGCAACAAUACCAAUACCGAUACCAAUACCAAUACCAAUACCAAUACCAAUACCGAUACCAAUACCAAU
This is a messenger RNA of Drosophila navojoa, 789 nucleotides long. RefSeq names its product ftz transcription factor 1 (gene ftz-f1). Gene Ontology annotation, cellular component: RNA polymerase II transcription regulator complex. Gene Ontology annotation, molecular function: nuclear receptor activity; zinc ion binding; RNA polymerase II cis-regulatory region sequence-specific DNA binding. Gene Ontology annotation, biological process: tissue development; hormone-mediated signaling pathway; regulation of transcription by RNA polymerase II. NCBI's taxonomy places the organism in Eukaryota, Metazoa, Arthropoda, Insecta, Diptera, Drosophilidae. The record is from RefSeq and is a predicted model, not a curated record.